This is a messenger RNA of Paralichthys olivaceus (Japanese flounder), 795 nucleotides long. The record is from RefSeq and is a predicted model, not a curated record. Lineage: Eukaryota; Metazoa; Chordata; Actinopteri; Pleuronectiformes; Paralichthyidae.
UAGUCCGCGGAGGGAUCCCAGCUUGUCAGAACCAUGGUGAGAGGCAGCGAGCAGCAUAGGUCCAUCGUUAGCCCAGCAGCUACUCAUUAGGACGGGGAGACGGUGCACCGAGAAGACGCUCAGCUGUGGACGUUUCUACCGAGCAAAUGUUAACUUUCGGAUAGUUCUCGUUCUGCUGGGCUGCUCUAGCGUUUCAGGGGUUUGGAGCCAGCUUUCGCUUCGCUACGCUGGUGUUCUGCGGUGGAAAUAGCCAAAAAAAUGUCGUCUCCAAGUCCGGGCAAAAGGCGAAUGGACACCGAUGUGGUGAAACUCAUCGAGAGCAAGCAUGAAGUCACCAUCCUCAGUGGACUCAAUGAAUUUGUAGUGAAGUUUUUCGGACCACAAGGAACGCCGUACGAGGGAGGUGUGUGGAAGGUGCGAGUAGAUCUUCCCGACAAAUACCCUUUUAAAUCGCCAUCAAUAGGAUUCAUGAACAAGAUUUUUCAUCCCAACAUUGACGAAGCGUCAGGGACAGUGUGCUUAGAUGUCAUCAACCAGACAUGGACAGCCCUUUAUGAGGAGGAUGAGGAGGAGGAGGAUGGAGGGAGGGAGGACAGGGCGAGGCUCUCUCCCCCUGACCUCCAGAAGUCCAGCAACCUGAGAUCCUCAAUGAAAUAUUUAAAGCUUCUGUUUAUCCGCAGUGCGCUGGUCAAGAAGAAAAAACUGCAGGCCUCCAAUGACGUAAUGCCCGAGGCGCACAGCUGUGGUCUGAUUGGUCUGUGCAGAGCGGGGCGGUCAGGUGACCUGUGCCGCUGA